CUAUACCCAGAUUUAUAUUCUCUACAAAUGGUGUUGAAAGUGUUUUUGAUUUGUCUUGUAACGUGUGCGGUUGGGGUCCUGACGGCGCCUGGUGGCAACAGCGCGGGUAGCACGGUAGACCUAUGUUCACUACCGGUCCACAACACACUGCCGGUCACCGGCACGUGCAACUUCAACUCGGACAAAUGCGGUUAUUCCUUUCCGCCAUCUCUCUGGCACAUACAUUCGGAAAACUUUGGCAGUCUCAUUUACGGCAAAGUGUCGGGCGAUGACCACGGUCAGAGUCAGUCGUUUGCGUUGUUCCAAUCUAACGACCCGAAAGAGAGUAACAGUACGGGGGAUGUGGUCAGCGGCAUCCAUAGCCCCACCAUUACCACACAGCAUGCCUGUCUCAGCUUCUGGUUUCUGAUGCCGAACCAAAACUCCAAAUUAGAGGUGUACCUUCGGACGGUAGCAGACAACAGUUCAAGACUUAUCUACAGCUACAAGUACCAGCCGGCGUCUCAGUGGCGUCAGAUUCGUAUGCAGAUUGAUAGCAACCAGCAAUUCCAGCUGGAUUUUAUGUCUGUGAAAGAAAACAUAUACGGGUACGUCGGACUAGACCAUGUCGAAGUCCUGAUUGAAAAAGUUAAAACAACUAGUCCACCGCCAACAACUACGACCAGUCCACCUCCACCAACAACAACAGGUCCACCUCCAUCAACUACGACCAGUCCACCCCCAACAACUACGACCAGUCCAUCUACAACAACAACAACAACAACUAAAACAACCAGUCAAUCUCCACCUCCGACAACUACAACAAGUCCAUCUCCACCUCCGCCUACUACAACUCUUCCAUCUCCACCUCCAACAACUACAACAACUUCACCUCGGACAACUACUACCAGUCCCACUUCACCUUCGACAAGUCUUAAGACGCUUGCAACGCCCACAACGCCAGAAACAACAACUGCAGGACAAUGUGAUUGCAAGUGUCCAUCUGUAUCCACAGUCUGUGCCAGUGACGUGAUAUCCACGACAGCGGCCCCCGUUCCAACGCUUUGUGACCGACCCGCCGAACAACUGUCGGUCCACAGCCGUUACAGCUGCAGUUUCGAUACAGACCUUUGUGCCUUCACACUUCCGAUUUACCCACAUCUAUGGGAGUGGACACAUUUUCGGUACGGCAACGCCGCAUCCGGGGAGAUAAGCGGGGACAGCUCUUCAGACGGCUCGGGUGGGUACAUGGUUUUCAACACGGACAACAAUCACGUACAGAACGGCACGACGCACGUGCUCGAGUCACCUACGUUGUUGGCCUUCACCGAGUACUGUCUCUCCUUCCGGUUCAACUUACCCACCAACGUCUCGAGCUUUCACGUGUUCUUGAAUGACGUCACCAAUGGAAGUCGGACGCUUGUGUAUAGCAGAAGUCAACUUGCAACCGCUGGGUGGACGCUAGCUAAAGUGUUCAUUCAAGGAUCGGCAGAUUUUACGGUUCAGUUUGAAAGCAGAAAAACAGUUGAAGCGGGGUACCUUGGCCUGGAUGACAUUAAGAUUUCUAUUUUAAAGCCUCGUGUAAAAAGGUCAGAAUGGCAAAUAAAUAAUGCUAGCCCAGCAGACGACAAUGUACAAGGAGUCGGGAAUGCCGACCAAGCAGACGACACCUGCUCAUGCACGUGCCCAACUGUACGGGUGAUCGACUGUGAUGUCACUACGGCAAAAAUGCAGUUCCAUUCCUGCUCAGAGCUGACAGGCGCUGUGCUUGAGAAGAAAAUGUCGUGUAAUUUUGACGUAGGAACGUCAUGUGACUUCAAUAUUCCGAUGUACCCCCACUUAUGGGAGCUGGUGCGUUAUCGCUAUGGUAACGAGAGUGUCGGGGUGGUACCAGGGGACGCGUCUUCAUAUGAUGGUAAUGGAAUGUAUGCUGCGUUCACAACUAACGACUUCCACGUGCCAAUAGGCGAGGGAGGAGAAAUGACCUCACCAAUGUUUAGGUCAACACCCGGUCGUUUUUGUUUGAGCUUCAUGUACAACAUGCCGACAGGCGCCGCCAAACUAUCCAUAUACGUCAUUUCCGGAGGCGGCAGAAGGCUGGUGUGGGAGGAAGCCAGGCACGAGACAGUCGGCUGGACGGAGGCCGCCGUGGUCUUGGAUAACAAGGAGGCGUUCGAAAUAGCGUUUUACUCGGAGAAGAGCGGUCUAGACUCAUAUUUUGCCGUUGACGACAUCAGACUCUACAGCAACAUCAGCGUUAAUGCGUAGACGAAACAUGAACUAUAGCUGUUUUCAUAAACACAACGGAUAUACAUAAUUAUAUAUACAUACUAAAUUGUUGUUUCCAUCAGUGGUAUCAUUUCUUAUGGUGGGUUCAUAUCAACAUUGUUGGUAAUGUCUGAGAAUGACCAGUACAUCAUGUGUGCUUGUAUAACACUAUUUCUCGUUUAAUGAAAUUCCAUCUUGUUUAUACAACAUUCUUUAGGAAGGAUAUUAAAUCGCAUUAAUAAAAAACAAUAUCAA
Messenger RNA from Mya arenaria, 2502 nucleotides. Its product is annotated as probable maltase-glucoamylase 2. Gene Ontology annotation, cellular component: membrane. The transcript has 15 exons. Lineage: Eukaryota; Metazoa; Mollusca; Bivalvia; Myida; Myidae. The coding region runs from base 28 to 2247 and encodes 739 amino acids. The record is from RefSeq and is a predicted model, not a curated record.